AUGGCAUCGCUCGAUAUUCAGCCUCUCGUCACCCAUAUCUACACCGCCGAUCCGUCAGCUCAUGUUUUCAAUGGUCGCAUUUAUGUCUACCCUUCCCACGAUAUCGCGACCGACAUCGAGGACAACGACAAUGGCGACCAAUACGCCAUGAACGACUACCACGUCCUCUCUCUCCCCAGCAUCUCAGGGCCCGUCACCGACCACGGCGUCGUUCUCUCCAUCAAGGAUGUCCCAUGGGCCGCGAAACAAAUGUGGGCCCCUGACGCGGCAACCAAGAACGGCAAAUAUUAUUUCUUCUUCCCCGCACGCAAUCACGAGGGCUUCUUCCAGAUCGGCGUCGCGGUUGCGGACGAGCCCCACGGCCCCUUCGUCCCGGAGCCGGAGCCUAUCAAGGGCAGCUACAGCAUUGACCCAGCGAGCUUUGUCGACGACGAUGGCCAGGCGUAUCUCUACUUUGGAGGUAUCUGGGGCGGCCAGCUGCAGUGCUGGCAAAAGCGAACCUUCGAUAAAGACGCGUAUUCGCAGAUGGAGGCGACGGAGGGACCGGCGCUUUGCGCGCGCGUGGCGAAGCUGAGCGAAGAUAUGAAGAGCUUUGUUGGCGAGGACUUGCCAGUGGAGAUCUACGACCCUGAGACGAAGGAGUUGCUUCACUCAUCGGACCAUGACAGGAGAUUCUUUGAGGCCGCGUGGAUGCACAAACACAACGGUGUUUAUUACUUCAGCUACAGCACUGGCGAUACGCAUUACCUCUGCUAUGCCACGGGCGACUCACCCCUUGGCCCUUUCACCUAUCGCGGACGAAUUCUGGAGCCUGUUACCGGAUGGACGACUCACCACAGUAUCGUGGAAUUCGAGGGGCGGACGUACUUGUUCCAUCACGAUGCGAGCUUGAGUGGAGGCAAAAACCAUUUGAGGUGUGUCAAGGUUCGCGAAUUGUGGUACACUGAGGAUGGAAGCUUGACGGCGGAGGAGCUUAAAGCGAAUGCGUGA
Psilocybe cubensis is the source of this 990-nucleotide messenger RNA. RefSeq lists its product as uncharacterized. The record is from RefSeq and is a predicted model, not a curated record. Gene Ontology annotation, molecular function: hydrolase activity, hydrolyzing O-glycosyl compounds. The transcript has a single exon. Gene Ontology annotation, biological process: carbohydrate metabolic process. Lineage: Eukaryota; Fungi; Basidiomycota; Agaricomycetes; Agaricales; Agrocybaceae. The coding region runs from base 1 to 990 and encodes 329 amino acids.